Messenger RNA from Python bivittatus (Burmese python), 1467 nucleotides. It is a transcript of the gene CCDC3, whose product is annotated as coiled-coil domain containing 3. NCBI's taxonomy places the organism in Eukaryota, Metazoa, Chordata, Lepidosauria, Squamata, Pythonidae. The record is from RefSeq and is a predicted model, not a curated record. Gene Ontology annotation, biological process: negative regulation of gene expression. Gene Ontology annotation, cellular component: extracellular region.
UCCAUCAUGGAGCAAGUCCGCUUGCUGCUAAGUCUUCUGUUCCUUGGAGAUCAGCUGGGACAUGGCAUGGCUUGUCAGCUGCCAUCUGAUUGGAGGCCGCUCAGUGAGAAUUGCAGAGCAGAACUGGCUGAAAUCAUUGUCUACGCCAAAGUCUUAGCUCUGCACCAGGAUAUGUACAGCAUGUACAACUAUCUGCCGUGGCAAUAUGAAGCCAUGGACGGAGGGCUCUUUUACUCCGCCGAGAUUGAGAUGCUGUGUGACCAAGCUUGGGGAAGCAUGUUAGAAGUUCCAGCGGGAUCCCGGUUGAACCUGACGGGGUUGGGCUACUUCUCUUGCCAUUCCCACACAGUCAUGCAAGAUUAUUCCUACUUCUUUUUCCUCAGAAUGGAUGAAAAUUAUAAUCUCCUUCCACACGGAGUAAAUUUUCAGGAUGCAAUAUUUCCUGAUACGCAGGAAAACAGACGGAUGUUUUCCAGCCUCUUCCAAUUUUCCAACUGCAGUCAAGGGCUGCACUCUGUAAUGUUCUCCAGCGAUUGGGAGAUAGAAGAGGACAACAGGCUCAUGUGCUCUUCCAUCCAGAAAGCAUUGUUUGAUGAGGAGGACCAAGUGAAGAAGCUCCAGAAAAAGGUGGCAAGCCUGGAGAAACGCAAUAAGCAGCUACAAGAUCGAGUGAAGAAAGUCAAAAGGUUGCUCAGACAAGCCAGGAAGAACAGCAGGCACGUGGAGCUGAUUAAUCAGAAGCUCAUCGAGAAGAUGUCCUCUACAGGGGUUCAGUUCCCCUACAUUAACUCCUUAAAGCAAACACAUUCUCAUGCCACUUACCUUAAAGUGUGAGAGCAAGUUUGGCAUUGUGAACAACAGUCUUAGUGAUUGAACAACAUGCCCUUCUCCACCCAAUCGUAUCUUGCAACAGGGUCAUAGUGCAUUCAAGGUUUUUGGCUUUCAACUGUUCAGGAUUUGCACCUCAAGUGGACAUUUAACAUGCUUUGAAUCUUCUGCAUAAACAUGAUUCAAAUUUUGCCUGGGAUGAAUGUGGACAGUGGUCUUCAGAAAGUGGGAGGAAAUGCUCUUGCUUGAGGCCAACUAAGAAUGGGUUUAUGAACCAUUAUUAAGGGGGCUUGAGUCUUGGAUGGGUCCAGUGAUACAGGAUUACUCUAGAAUGUAACUGAAGCUCUAAAGGGGGUUAAACCUGUUCCAAAUGUCAGGACAGGAAAUGAUCAAGGGCUCCAUGCAACCUCAUUCAGGAAGCAGAAGAGUCUAAGUGUAAAUAAUAAAAAAGUAUAUACAAUCCUAAUCAUGUGGAAGUCUUGGUAUUAAUGCAGUAAGUACUGAAACUGACUUGUAUUGAGUAAAACUAACUUCUGUCCAAACUUAUCCAUGGAUAGAUUUAAAGAUAGGCUCGAACAGAAGCUUCUAAUAUACAGUGGUACCUAGGGUCAUGAACGCUUCUGUUCAUGACCAAUUCGG